Messenger RNA from Diplodia corticola, 774 nucleotides. Its product is annotated as haloacid dehalogenase. Gene Ontology annotation, molecular function: phosphomannomutase activity. The coding region runs from base 1 to 774 and encodes 257 amino acids. Gene Ontology annotation, cellular component: cytosol. The record is from RefSeq and is a predicted model, not a curated record. The transcript has a single exon. NCBI's taxonomy places the organism in Eukaryota, Fungi, Ascomycota, Dothideomycetes, Botryosphaeriales, Botryosphaeriaceae. Gene Ontology annotation, biological process: protein N-linked glycosylation; GDP-mannose biosynthetic process; mannose metabolic process.
AUGGUCUCCCUCAUCGCCUUCGACCUCGACGGCACGCUCGCCGAAAGCAAGCAGCCGCUCAAAGACUCCAUGGGCGAAGCGCUCGCCUCCCUCCUCUCCGUCGCCCACGUCGCCGUCAUCUCCGGCGGGGACUGGCCGCAGUUCGAAAAGCAAGUCGCCUCCCGGCUGCCGCCCCACGCCGACCUGUCCAAGCUCUGGCUCCUGCCGACCACGGGCACCAAGCUCUACACGUACGACGCGCCCUCGUCCGCCUGGCGGCCCGUCUAUGCCGAGCUCUUCAGCCCCGAAGAGCGUGCAGACAUCGUCGCCGCCUUCGAAGCCUCGCUCGACGCCACCGGCUUCCAGCCCGAGCAGACGUGGGGCCCCCGCAUCGAGGACCGCGGCAGCCAGAUCACCUUCUCCGCCCUCGGCCAGCACGCCCCCGUCAAGGCGAAAGAGGUGUGGGACCCGGACUUUAAGAAGCGCCACGUCAUCCGCGCCGAUCUGCAGACACGCCUGCCCGGCUUGUCCAUCAAUAUGGGCGGCGCCACGUCCAUCGAUGUCACGCGCAAGGGCGUCGACAAGGCCUACGGCUUGCGCAAGUUGAGCGAGGCGAGCGGCAUCGCGUUGGAAAGGUUCGUGUUCGUGGGCGAUGCCAUUUUUCCGGGGGGGAAUGAUUAUCCGGCAAAAGAGAUGGGUUUGGAGACGGUGAGGGUGAGGGAUCCGGAGGGGACGCUGGCUGCGAUUGCGGCUGUUGUGGCGUGUUUGAGGGUUCGAAAGAGCGAGGGGAUAUGA